CCGGCGUUCAGCGCAUACGACACCCCAUAUCCCUGGCCAGGGCUGUCAUGGAUAAGACGGAGCACUGCCUACUGAUAGCUACCGGCGCUGAGGACUUUGCGCGAGAAGUGGGCAUUGAGUUGGUGGCUAACGAGUCGCUCGUACACGAGUGGGCACAGAAACGAUUGAAUGCUUACAAGACUUUCGAGCGAACUAUAAGUGAGGAUAAGCCGCGAAAUACCGGCGCUAUCGGUAGCCAUGGGUCGACCCCCACAGCUACCACCACCACCACUACCGACCCACCGUUGAGCGGAGGCACCGGUAGCUCAGAGCACGACACGGUGGGCGCCGUGGCGAUCGAUAGCCGGGGUAACUGCGCGGUCGCCACCUCUACGGGCGGUAUAACCGCCAAACGGGUGGGUCGUGUGGGCGACAGUCCUAUUGUGGGCGCCGGUGGUUAUGCCGACAAUACGUCCGGAGCUGUCUCUACGACAGGUACCGAUGUUCUGGAACUACAGCUUAUGAUAAUGUAUGUUUUUUGGGCCAAAGGUCACGGGGAGGCCCUCAUGAGGACAUGUCUGGCCCGGCACGUGAUGUACGAGUUCACGGCCGAGGGUAGGGCUGCCGGCACCGGGAGGUUUACUCUACAACAGGCGGUGGAUAAGUCGCUGGAUAUGAUGGCCGAUAGAGUGGACGGCUAUGGAGGGGCUAUAGCUGUGGCACCGGGAGGUGAGGUGGGCGUGGGCUUCACGACGCCGAUGAUG
This is a messenger RNA of Oppiella nova, 743 nucleotides long. The record is from the annotation of a GenBank genome assembly. NCBI's taxonomy places the organism in Eukaryota, Metazoa, Arthropoda, Arachnida, Sarcoptiformes, Oppiidae.